UGGGGAAAAAUAAACCCUGAACUAAACAUGGCGGACGGAAAUAGGAAUAUAUCGUCGUACAGACAAAGAUCUUCGCAUGUGCGGUCUUCUUCAUGGUCUUAUACCACAGGAAAUCGGCAAAUCAACCUUUCUAAUCUUAAUCCUUUCACCUCUGUUAUUCGUGAGUUUGUCCCAAGCUUUGGUUCUCCGUCUCGAGUACCCAACUCUCGUUCAACGUCUACUUCUCCGCUUUCUCCAAUGUCACCCACAACAUACGUGGAUUUAUCGCAAGCUCUUGGCUUUGAAAGAGAMCAGGGAAUUAAUCGAUAUGGUGCUAGAAUAAGAAAUGAAUCUGGAAGACUUUCUAGUACGAAUACAAACUCGGGGAAUUCGUCAGACACAGAGGAAAAUGCUGAACAAGCAAGUAAUAUGGCUGGUCAAACAAAUAGCAAUUCCAGAUCGUCUGGUGAUCGUAUGGAAUUCCAAAGUACAAUAUCGUGGUUAGAAAGAAGUUUACCGUUUGUUUUGCUGCUUCUGAGCCGAAUCAUGUGGGAUCAUAGAUUAGGAAUUCUUGUGUUUAUUGGGUUAUGUGGAACCUAUCUUCAUGCUAAUAAUACUGUGAAAAGACAGGUUGCAUUGAAGGACAGAAGACUGAACAGAGUAUCGCUGUGGACUUUCCUCUUUUUAUCUGGAAAUGUUUUCUUUAUUUAUUAUGUCUUUGGUAGCCAACAUCUUGAAAAUUGUCUCAUCUUCAGAAGACCACAUUUUUACUCAAUGGAUGUGUGGACUGUCUUUUGGUGUACAGGCAUUACAGAUUUUGUCAUUCGCCUGAUAACAAUGGCCCUCAAAUCUGUUGUCAUUGUGAUGCACAAGAGGAUUAUUCCAUUUAGAAAAAGGGGAAAGUAUUACAUGUUACUGGAACACUUGUCCCAGCUAUAUCGAAUGUUAGUACCCAUGCCSCUAUGGUUUGCAUACUUCACAGACUACAACUAUGGGGGYGAAUACUUUGCCUUGGUUGCAACUUCUAUUUAUCUCAUAUUAAAGGGAAGAAUGGUUUUUGCAAAAGUCAAAGAAGUAUACAGUGGAUAUCAAACGUUUUGUCGAGAUGUGCAAUAUGGAACAGUACCAUCAAAACAAGAAAUAAAUGAAGUUGGAAACUCUUGUCCUAUAUGUCAAGAAGAUCUGACAGAUCCAAUCAUGCUUCGAACUUGUAAGCACAUCUUUUGUGAAGACUGCAUUUCUCUAUGGUUUGAUCGAGAGCAAACAUGCCCUAUGUGCCGAGCUAAAGUAGUGGAAGAUCCAACAUGGCGGGAUGGUUCGACUUCUGCUUAUGUGCAGAUCUUUUAAUGCUACUUCAAAAAAUAAGAGACAAUAUGGUAAUCCUAGAUCUAAAUAAUAAGAGAUAAUAUGCUGAUACUAGAACUAAAUGGCUAUUAAAUGGCUGAAAUAUAUGAAUUGUUAUGGAUGCAGUGGUCAAGGACAGUCAAGAAAGUGGACCAACCUAUUGGAGUUUCAAUUCAAUUUUCUGUUGAUGUUUGUUUCCGUUGUCACUUCUUUUUGCACUAGUUGCUAAGAACUAUGGAUUAUUAUAAUCAUAAGUACUUCAAAUAUCAUACCCAUAUGAGAUUACAUUGUAUACAAAACCUGAAUUCUUGGUAAUAUUCGUACACUUACCCUAGUGUCAUCUUACCCUAGAGUACAGAGACAGUGGGAGAGAAAAUGUAAUCACUUGAUCGGGACAACUGACCUUGACUUUUCAGCUGACAGAAGUACUGUCAGGUGCAAGGGUCAGAGUAUCCAACGUUUUUCAUUUUUGAAUUUGUAAGAAAGUCCACUAUUAAUAAUUUAUAUUUGAUGACGUUGUCAAAAUCACAAAAAAUAUAAAAAAUAAAUGGAGACAGAAGUAAACAAUGGAAUUAGCCCGAACCAAAGGGUUUCAAUGCAUGGGGUUUUUUGCACUGUCAAAAUCAUUUGAUUGUCGGGGGUGUAGACAGUACACAAGGGGUAAGGAUCGUUGACAAUUCAGGGCCGUCGAAAAACAACACAUCAUAGUCCAUCACGUGAUUUCUAAAACGUUUACGAAAAUACUGCUAUUUUAAAAACAUUGCAGCCUUCUUAGGCAUAUGAAGUAUUUAAGGAAAGCCAUUGAAUGCUGAUUUAAGCGAUAACAUGAACCAGCAAAUCAAAUGAAAAUGAUACAUUGUAUGUGGACUUUUUCAUUUUUUGCUGGCUCUGUUUGCUAAUUUUUAUUAUUCUUGCAAAAACUGGGCGGCAUGUGCCCCUUUGCCUCAGGGCACUACGGCCUCAGGGCACUACGGCCCUGUACUUAAAAUGAAGGUCUUCAGUGAUGGAUUGUUUAAUUUGUUUUAUUUAUGAAAUUAAUUUAUGUUCCUAAUAAGACACCCUUCCUUACAUCAGACAAUUCAAUACAUGUCCGUAAUAUUUAUGUGCUAAACUGUUAUAAUGGAUUGCGAUAAAAAAUAAUAAAUCAAAAAUCAAUCAAUCAAUAAUUAAAAAAAAAAUCAAUAAAUGAAUCAAUAGAAUUGAGUAGAAUUCAAGUCUAUUUUUUCUGCGUGAUUUGCAACAUUCAAUUAGUAGAAAGAAGACGCUGCUUAUGAAAGAAACGUUUUAUCGACACUUGGAUUGUAUCUCACCGUGACUAAUUAUGCGUGGGGUCCUGAGGGCACAUUUAAAGAAAAACAGACUAAAUCUCUGCCGUUGUGUGAUUUUAACAAUUGCGAUCAAUCCAUUAUGUCUCUCAUGAUGGAGACGGAUUUCAUGUUUUCUUUUCAAAUGUUGGACAAGUUAGACAAUCGUAACUUGUUUUCUCAGCCUGAAGCUCUGAAAGAAGAUUUGCAUUAAUUUCGCAUGGAAACAGAAUUUACAAAGCGACAGCUGGCGAAUAAGAAAAGAUUAAGAAAAAAGCCAAUUAGCACUAAGUCUUUUUACGAAGAAAAAGAUUCUAGUAUACAUAAAAAAAUCUAUUGUCGUCACCGAAACUACGUGUUUUAAAACAGUCCACAUUGAAAUUUUUCGUUAUCGUAUGUUUCAUUAUAUUUUGUUUGRCGACUCGAUUAAUAUUCACAUUUGAUUUACGAUUAAAUGGCUCCGAUGGGUAUUCUAAGCCGCUGUCCUAUUUGCGCAAGCCCCAGUAGAGUAAUUGAUAUAAAGAGAAAGAGACUAGGGAGACCUACUGAAGACGUGGACUUAAACAGAUGUCACCUCUUCAAAGCAGUGUCGUAGAAUCAAGGAAAACGUCAAAAGCUCUGUGGCAAAGGAGCCACAAGCACCUCCAAUUCACCUGAAAAACAUGAAUCCUAUCGUAACAGCAACAGCUGGAACUCUUCUGCGAAGUCCGCUUUCAAGUCCCAUUAUGGGAAAAAGAAACUCUUGGRCGGAUAUUAGUCAACUGGGGAAAACAACUUUGACAGUACCUUCAACCGUCAGUCACUCYAGUUGCGGCGAUCUUCGUCGAGGAAGCCAUGGCAAACGUGAAAUGUUUGCGUACUCCGAUCGUCUUAAAGAAGAUCAUMUGAAAAUGAAGAAGAAGAAGAAAUUGAAAACUGAAACAACAGGUCAAAAGAAAACAAAUCAAUUGGAAACAARCAAAGAGAAGGAAAAUAAAAAGAAAUUGAAGGAUGUUGCCCAAGAAGWAAAACAUCAWAAAUCGAAAAAGAAAAGUAAGGACAAGGAGAAAUGCRAUAUAAUGUAGAUUAAAAACUGCCGGUUAGAUGAAAACUGAGGCUCCAUAAUCGGUGAUUAUAACUAGAAUUUAUCUCGCAGCUCCUCUGGACAUCUGCUCUUUUUCAUCUCUCAUUUACGGUGGUUGAUGCAACGUUGAAUGGUUAUAUAGUCUAUUGCAAAUUAAUAUUUCGACCCAGGAUUGAAGUUUAGAGGAUAAGUCCACAAAAGCGCAAUCAACUCUUCAUGGACGCGARAGAAAAUCACUAUGGUAUUACAAAAUGAUUAUAUAUUAAACUCACACAAAAAAACACUCAUAUGUCAGCGAAGAACACUUAAAAAUACUAACCCAGCAGAUCAACCACAUACUCUAUUUAAACUAUGGCAAAGAAGGCAAUUAAUGUUAUCGAAUAUGAACGUAUAUACAAGCUGGUGAUUUUAACAGUAGAAUUUAUUCAGAAAAUAUUUCAUCCAAACGAUGGAACAGCGGAUGUAUGGUGUGUAUGCAAACAGCUGAACUAGACUGACGUUGCAUACUAAAUGGCUUCUGUGGCAGACGUGAACACGGAGGAUAAUGACAAGCUGCAUACAUAAUUAUGGUGCACGGCUAGCCAACAACAGCGGGGCUAGUAACAGGGUAUCGGGUGAUAAUGAGGAUUACUUUGUGCGUGUGGGCAUUCUCUGUCGGGAUUUAGAUCGGUCUUAGACUGAAUCCGGGAGAUGGGGAAAUGGGAAUCGAGUGCCUGAGGGUAACCGCUGGGAUAAGUUGUUUUUACUACUAGUUAGUAAGCUCUUAUUUUACUUUGUUCCAACCGCAGAGGCGGAUCUUGGCGGGUGGGGUCAUUGGUCACCACGUCAGACGGAAAUACACAGGAAGCCCAUGCUAAGAAUAAUGCUAUUUGUGGGGUAUGUGCUCUACAAUAACGGCCACUGAAUAUUUAUUUUUUUAUUAAGUUGCAAUUGUUAAAUGUGCUUUUAUUAAAAAUAAGUGAUUUCGAACUGCACUCUGCAAGAUCUGACACAGAACUGGAAAAUUAUAAAGCCUUACUGAAAAAAUACCUUGCAUUCUUUUACCUAACAUUUUCCUUUCAAACAAUAUCAAGUACCUGGGAUAGUGCCAUGCAAAUAAAUCUUGUUAUAUGUGAGAGCUUCUUUUACACAAAGAAAAUGGACAAACAGGAACACUAGGGAAUUCUAAAAUAUUAGUGUUGAUUAGACAAUACGACAGGAAAAAAGGAAUUUAGGUCAAUCUAUUUUACAAGCAAACGAUUUAUAUUGACAAUAACCCAUUCCAAGACAAAUAUUUUGUACAUG
This is a messenger RNA of Exaiptasia diaphana, 4974 nucleotides long. Its product is annotated as RING finger and transmembrane domain-containing protein 2-like. The record is from RefSeq and is a predicted model, not a curated record. Gene Ontology annotation, biological process: positive regulation of ERAD pathway. The coding region runs from base 28 to 1326 and encodes 432 amino acids. Gene Ontology annotation, molecular function: ubiquitin protein ligase activity. The transcript has 9 exons. NCBI's taxonomy places the organism in Eukaryota, Metazoa, Cnidaria, Anthozoa, Actiniaria, Aiptasiidae.